GAUUUUGUUCUAAAAAUGGACGAAAAAUUUGUUCAUCCAAAUAAGUUAAAUCUGGAUUCCAAUAUAAUUCUAAAUGUAUUGGACGUUUUGAAUUUAAAAAAAUUCCACGUUCAAAACUUGUAUUAUUUAGUUUAUUAUUACCAAGUUUCAUUAGAAUGUGGUGAAUUUACAAUAUCGGAAAAUAUACUUGAAACACGUAUUGUAAAUGGUGAAAUAGCUACAUUGGGUGAAUUUCCAUGGCAAGUAUCCAUACAAAGACGUGUUCGUAUUCGAAUGACUCAAAACAAUCAAAACAAUAACAAUAACAAUAUGGCCAAUGUUUCAACAUUACCAUCUUUAACCGAUCAAACAAUUAUCAUUGAUGAUAUUGAUAUUGAUAAUGAUGGUGAUGAAUCAUUAAUCAAUGAAUUUUAUUGGGAAAAAAAUCCAAUGAAUUUAUUAAUUGAAGAUCUUUUACGUGAUGCUAAUUAUAGUGAUGAACAGAUUAAAAAAUGGUUACAGAAUCCACCAUCACCACCACCAUCAAAAAAUGCUUCAACUACGACCACCACCAAUAAUAAUAUCAUUAAAGUUUAUCCACCAAGUGCAAUUAUUAAUCAAAAUUCAAUAUUAAAACCAUUACCAAUCGAUACAGUUAUUAUUGAAAGUAAAUUAUCCAAAGUUACACUAUAUCCACCUUUGCCGACAUUUCCACCUGAUCAUGUAUUUCCACCGCCAUCAAAACAUUCGAAUGAUUCGAUUAAACAUCCCGUAUCAUCAUCAUCACCUCGACCAUCAAUUCCAAAUCCAAUUAUAUCGACGAGUACAACUCAACAUCAUUAUCCCGUAUCAUCAUCAACGCCAUUGCCAUCAACACGACCUUCGAUUCCAACAUUUCCAAGUUCGAGUACAACUCAACAACGUUAUCCCGUAUCAUCAUCAUCAUCAUCAUCGCCAUCAUCAUCAUCAUCAUCGAUAAUAACAUUUCCACCAAUUUCAACGAUUACAUCAACACAUAAACCUACUAUAACAUUUCCACCAUUUCCAUCAUCAUUUCCGCCGAUAAUAAUUUCAACACCAAAACAAUGGACAUGGUCACCAUCAAUAACGAAUAAACCGCCAACAAUGCCACCACCUAUUCCAACUAAAUCACCAUUACCAACAUGGUCACCGCCAACAUUACCGCCAUCCUUACCAUCAUCUAAACCACCGAAAAUUCCGCCAAUAAUUUUGCCAAUUCCCACUUUACCACCUUCGCCACCACCAACAAAGCAACCUCAGCCUCAGCCUUCUCCACCACCACCACCACCAAUUAACAAUCCUGAAUGGCAAUGGAAAUGGCAACAUUUUUGUGGUGGAUCAAUAAUCAGUAAUCAAUGGAUUAUGACAGCAGCUCAUUGUGUUGAAAGCAUGAAAAACGUUUAUACACCUGGAAUGAUACAAAUAAUGGCCGGUUCAACAAAUUGGCGUCAACCAGAUUCCGAACAUGCUGUACAAAUUGAUGUUGAUCGUAUUAUUGUGCAUGAAGGUUGGCGACAACGUACCGGACAAAAUGAUAUUGCACUUUUACAUUUAUCACGGCCAAUCAAAUAUGUUGAAAAAGAUAAAAUCUAUAUUAAUAAUAUAUGUCUGUCAUUACAAACACAACAUGAAUAUGAUGGAAUGGUUAGUUCAAGUGGUUGGGGUUUUGUUUCUAAAGAUAAUCGUAUUACACCUGAAUUAAUGAGACGUGUUGAUCUUAUGGUUGUUGAUCAUAAUACUUGUCAUCAAGCAUUCAAUAGAGUAAUACAGGUAACAACUAAUCAAGUUUGUGCUGGUCGAUCACAUCGUGGUAAUUGUAUGGGUGAUUCAGGUGGACCAUUAAUUUUAAAAAAAGGAAAUCGUGCCAUACAAAUUGGUAUUGUAUCAUUUUCAAUUCCAUGUGCUGUUCCUGGUUAUCCGGAUGUUUUUACACGUGUUUCCAAAUAUAUUGAUUGGAUAUCAAAAAAUACUGGUAUCAAUUUUCGUGAAUAAAAUAUUAUCAUUAUC
Messenger RNA from Dermatophagoides pteronyssinus (European house dust mite), 2007 nucleotides. RefSeq lists its product as uncharacterized. Gene Ontology annotation, molecular function: serine-type endopeptidase activity. The record is from RefSeq and is a predicted model, not a curated record. Gene Ontology annotation, biological process: proteolysis. Lineage: Eukaryota; Metazoa; Arthropoda; Arachnida; Sarcoptiformes; Pyroglyphidae.